Messenger RNA from Lethenteron reissneri (Far Eastern brook lamprey), 2964 nucleotides. Its product is annotated as ubiquitin-conjugating enzyme E2 J1-like. NCBI's taxonomy places the organism in Eukaryota, Metazoa, Chordata, Hyperoartia, Petromyzontiformes, Petromyzontidae. The record is from RefSeq and is a predicted model, not a curated record.
CCCCGCCGCCUCCGUCAUCGGGAAAGGCCACGUCAACCACCACCGCUACAACAACCACCACUACAACAACCACCACCACCAUACCAUCACCAUCACCACGUCAACCACCACCACGUCAACCACCACCACGUCAACCACCACCACGUCAACCACCACCACGUCAACCACCACCACGUCAACCACCACCACUACAACAACCACCACUACUACUACCACCACCACAAUACCAUCACCACCACCACGUCAACCACUAUAACCACCACUACUACUACCACCACGUCAACCACCACCACUACAACAACCACCACUACGACAACCACCACUACUACUACCACCACCACCAUACCAUCACCACCACAAUAUCAUCACCACCACCACGUCAACCACUACAACCACCACUACUACUACCACCACAUCAACCACCACCACUACAACCACCACCAUACCAUCACCACCACGUCAACCACCACCAACCACGACCCCCUAACCACCACAACCAUCACAACCACCACCACUACCACCACCACUACUACUACCACCACAAUACCAUCACCACCACCACGUCAACCACUUCAACCACCACCACCACUACGACCCCCUAACCACAAUACCACCACCACCACAUCACAACCACACUACCACCACUACCCCUUAACCACCAUCACUACCACUACUACAACCACCACCCCUUACCCAUCAUAACCACCACACCACUACCACCACCACACUACUACCACUGCUACCACUACAACCACUACCACCACCACUACUACCACCACAAUACCAUCACAUCCACCACCACAACCAUCUAAACCACCACCACUACACAACCACCACACUACCACCACCACCACACUACCACCACACUACCACCACCACACUACCACCACCACUACCACAACCACCACCACCACCAGCAGCUGUGUUGUAGUCUGGAGCGCCACGGCUCCUCGCGAAGAGUUUCGAGGAGGAGGCGGAGGAGAUCAUGGAGAGCCGCUACAGCCUGAGGAGCCCAGCCGUGAAGCGACUGAUGAAGGAGGCGCAGGAGCUGAGGGAGCCCACUCAGCACUACUUUGCUCAGCCACUCGAGGAUAAUCUGUUUGAGUGGCACUUCUCGGUGAGGGGACCCCCGGACUCGGACUUCGAGGGCGGCAUAUACCACGGCCGCAUCAUCCUGCCCCCAGAGUACCCCAUGCGGCCGCCCAGCAUCAUCAUGCUCACGGCGAGCGGGAGGUUUGAGGUCGGGAAGAAAAUCUGCCUCAGCAUUUCUGGCCACCACCCCGAGACCUGGCAACCUUCAUGGAGCAUCCGCACAGCGCUGCUCGCUCUGAUUGGGUUCAUGCCGACCAAGGGGGAGGGAGCCAUCGGCUCCCUGGACUACUCAGCGGAGGAGCGGAGACAGCUCGCCAAACGCUCUAGAGAGUUUGUGUGCGAGGGCUGUGGGGAGCGUUUGAGGGCGGCGCUGCCGGAGGCGGCCGAGGGGCCCAGCCCGGACGACAGCGAGGCUCACGAGCUGGCUCGGCAGAUCAGCUUCAAGCCGGAGGCGACCGGGCCAGGGACACAACCUCCAGAGGGCAGCAGCAGCAGCGGUGGUGGUGGCGGUAUUGACAGCGCCAGCAGUGGCAGCAUCACUACCACAGGUCCAUCCCCCUCUGCAAGUGAACCCCAGGAAGAGAGCGGAGAAUCGGGAGCUCAGAGACUCCGUCCACCGUCGCCAGCCAGCACGGAGCCCCGGCAACGCGUGGUCACCACGGCCACCACCGCCACCACCUCCUCCUCCUCUUCAGCAGCAGCAGCAGUGCAGCCCGGCGGGGGACGCGGGGGGAGGGGGGCCGAAGUUGGGGAGGAGGCGGGGAGCGGGGGACCGAGGGGAGGGGCCGUGGGGGGGCGGGGGCUGGCCUCCUCCCUACUGGUGGCGCUCCUCGCGGUGGCCAUCGCCUUCCUGGUGCUGCGCAGAGCACUGCUGGGUCGGGCGUUCGACGACGGAUACGGAGUGUGACGCAUGCGUGGUGUGAGUGUGACGCACGGUGUGUGUGUGUGUGUGACACACGCACGGUGUGUGUGUGUGUGAGUGUGACACACGCACGGUGUGUGUGUGUGUGAGAGUGACGCACGCACGGUGUGUGUGUGUGUGAGAGUGACGCACGCACGGUGUGUGUGUGUGUGACGCAUGCGUGGUGUGCGUGUGUGUGUGACGCAUGCGUGGUGUGCGUGUGAUGCAUGCGUGGUGUGUGUGUGACGCAUGCGUGGUGUGCGUGUGUGUGUGACGCAUGCGUGGUGUGCGUGUGACGCAUGCGUGGUGUGUGUGUGACGCAUGCGUGGUGUGCGUGUGUGUGUGACGCAUGCGUGGUGUGUGUGUGACACAUGCGUGGUGUGCGUGUGUGUGUGACGCACGCACGAUGUGUGUGUGCGUGACGCAUGCGUGGUGUGCGUGUGUGCGUGACGCACGCGUGGUGUGCGUCUGUAACGCACGCACGGUGUGUGUGUGUGACGCAUGCACGAUGUGUGUGUGUGUGUAACGCACGCACGGUGUGUGUGUGUGACGCACGCACGGUGUGUGUGUGUGACCCACGGUGUGUGUGUGACCCACGGUGUGUGUGUAACGCAAGGUGUGUGUGUGACGCACGCACGGUGUGUGUGUGUGACGCACGCACGGUGUGUGUGACGCACGGUGUGUGUGACACACGCACGGUGUGUGUGUGACGCACGCACGGUGUGUGUGUGUGCGACGCACGCACGGUGUGUGUGUGUGCGACGCGCGCACGGUGUGUGUGUGUGUGACGCGCGCACGGUGUGUGUGUGUGUGACGCGCGCACGGUGUGUGUGUGUGUGACGCGCGCACGGUGUGUGUGUGACACGCGCACGGGGUGUGUGUGACGCGCGCACGGUGUGUGUGUGACGCGCGCACGGUGUGUGUGUGUGACGCGCGCACGGUGUGUGUGUGUGACGCGCGCACGGUGUGUG